Fusarium keratoplasticum is the source of this 474-nucleotide messenger RNA. Its product is annotated as Lactamase-B domain-containing protein. The transcript is spliced from 2 exons. The record is from RefSeq and is a predicted model, not a curated record. Bases 1 to 474 code for a protein of 157 amino acids. NCBI's taxonomy places the organism in Eukaryota, Fungi, Ascomycota, Sordariomycetes, Hypocreales, Nectriaceae.
AUGUCUACUGGCAGUGUUAAAACCCAGAACAACUCGUGGUCAGUGCCAACCAAAGACAAGGUUGUAGCAGACGGCGACGUUGUGAAGUCUGGGAACGUUAUGAUCAAGAUCGUGCACACCCCUGGUCAUACUCUAGGCACCAUCUCACUGAUCUUCGCAGUUUUUGAUAACUGCGAGCCUCACGUUGCCGGGCUAUCUGGGGGUACUGGAACCCCGAGACAGCAGAACCUGCGCGAGAUGAAAACUACGUCGCAAAAUUGGUUCGCGGACAUCGCUCGGGAGGAGGGCGUUGAUAUCCUUCUGUCCAAUCACAAUGUCGCCGAUCACGCCCUCUUCCAUGCCGACAUUCUUGUGCACCGCGGUUCCGACCCAGCUAAUCCUUUUGUGGUUCUGGUUGAGAACUUUGAGAAGUACAUGAGGAUAAAUGCACUGUGCUCAAGGGUUGUUGCUGCACGAGAAGGCAUGGAGUUGUAG